Protobothrops mucrosquamatus (brown spotted pit viper) is the source of this 1293-nucleotide messenger RNA. It is a transcript of the gene EMID1, whose product is annotated as EMI domain containing 1. NCBI's taxonomy places the organism in Eukaryota, Metazoa, Chordata, Lepidosauria, Squamata, Viperidae. The record is from RefSeq and is a predicted model, not a curated record. The transcript is spliced from 13 exons. Gene Ontology annotation, molecular function: protein binding. Bases 1 to 1293 code for a protein of 430 amino acids.
AUGGAGGCGGCCGGCCGAGGCUCCCCCUGCCCGGCUCUGCGCGCCCCUCUUUGGCCGCGGCUCUGCUGCCUCCUGCUCCUGCUCCCGCGGCCGGGCAGCGGCACCUGGAGCCGCGCGGGGCUGCAAUUCGCCUCCCGCAGAAACUGGUGUCCCCACAUGGUCAUCAAGACGGUUUCCUGUCACAUCCAAAAUGGCACCUAUCUCCAGAGAGUUUUCCAGAAUUGUCGCUGGCCUAUGAGCUGUUCGGGGGGCAGCUACAGGACGGUGAUCCGACCGACGUACAGACAGGCGUAUAAGACGGUCACAGCGCUGGAGUGGAAAUGUUGCCCUGGGCAUACGGGAGUCAACUGCGAAGCAGAAACCGUCAGUUACCAGGAUGUUCCAGGGGCCACACACGGGAUCCCGGCUCUGAGCAGAGUGCCCGUUCGACCUGCAACGUAUUCCGGUUGUUUCAACUGCACCAAAUUCUCCGAGCUUUUGGAAAAAGUCAACCUCCUGGAAGCCAAGGUAGCUACGUUCACGGCAGCUGGAUCCGGACCCUCGGCCGUAUCUCGACGAUGCUCUACGGGCGAUACGGCCCCCAACCCUUUAAAUCUGUGGGACCCUCAGGGCACGCCAGGAAAACCCGGAGAAGAACACGGGACAGGAAGAUUGGCUUCUCAAGGACCAGCGGGCCCCGUAGGGCCCAAGGGUGACGCUGGGAUUCGGGGCCCUUCGGGCAUUCCUGGGGUCAAGGGCCCCGUUGGACCACAGGGUCCUCCAGGUCCACCUGGCCCACCAGGACGAGAUGGAGGAAGGGGCUUUCCUGGUGAGAAGGGUCUCCCUGGACCUCCUGGACCACCGGGACCACCAGCCCCAGUCGGUCCCCAAAUUUCACCCAUCCCAGAUCAAAGGGAUCUGCUUCUCUCCAACUCCUUCACUGAAACUGCUAUAACUGGUCCAAUUGGACCUCCAGGACUUCCGGGCCCAAUUGGUCCCCCAGGACCCACUGGAAAACCAGGUUCUCCAGGGCGUGAUGGCGAAGUUGGUCCCAAGGGUGACCCAGGCGAGAAGGGGUCCUGGGCCAUUAGCUUGCCAAGCUUCCUAGAACAGCAAGCCCAGCUGGAGCUCCUGGCUAGGAGAGUCACCUUGCUGGAAGCUAUCAUCUGGCCAGAACCAGAUCUGGGAUCCGGGCUUGAUCCCGCCACUACGGGGGUCCCCGGCUACGAUCGGAGUAAGCGCAACGAGAACUUGGCGGCCUACCAGGUGAGCUCGCACCGUCCUCCUCACAAGGGAGAGGAGAGGAAGAAAUGA